AUGCACGAAGACCACCUUCUGAGGGGUUCUUCGGUCUCCCCUAUCCAGUCGCUUAUUGCUGGCUCAAUAUCGGGUGCUGUGGCUAGAGCUGUAACUGCCCCGUUAGACACCAUUAAGAUCAGACUCCAGUUGGUGCUGUUACAAGCCGAACCAGUUACUGGAACUCGCUUGAUAGCCAACAUUUUACGCAGCGAGGGUGUCGGUGCCCUAUGGAAGGGCAAUGUUCCCGCUGAAUUCCUCUAUAUUUUGUACGGUGCAUCGCAAUUCACGUCGUAUUCCAUGUUGAACGAAAAUCUCGGGGAUCUUCAAGAGAAGAUGGACAUCACUCUUCCGAAACUGUUACAUCUGUUUCUCGUGGGUUGUGGGUCAGGAGUUUUCAGCACCUUCAUUACUUAUCCGUUUGACUUGCUCCGGACACGUCUUGCAGCAAAUGACUCCUCUGAGUUUUUAUCCAUGACAAGAACUUGCAAGGAAAUUCUAAACCUAGAGGGCAUUGCGGGCUUUUAUGCGGGAAUCAAACCGUCCAUGUUGUCCAUCGUUACUUAUUCAGGUUUUUUCUUUUGUACAUAUUCUUUGUCCAGAGACCUAUCCAAACACAUUGAGAAGGCAUACCAUCACCAAAUUUGGGGUGUGGAGGCAGUGUGCGGAUCUGUGGCUGGUGCAACAUCUAAGGCCAUCACAUUUCCGCUAGAUACAAUCAGAAAACGCUUACAAGUGAUGCCUCACAGCAGUGCAUGGUCAAUGCUCGUAUCUCAUUGGAAACUCCACGGGGUCAUCGGGUUUUACCGUGGAUUCGGCAUUAGUCUUCUUAAGACCGCUCCAACAAGUGCAUUAUCUAUCUCAGUAUAUGAGUAUGCCCUUCGAGCGACACAGAAAGUGACAAAGGCUUUUUGA
This is a messenger RNA of Sungouiella intermedia, 894 nucleotides long. The record is from the annotation of a GenBank genome assembly. NCBI's taxonomy places the organism in Eukaryota, Fungi, Ascomycota, Pichiomycetes, Serinales, Metschnikowiaceae.